AGACAAAGAAGAUUACAAAGAAAUUAAAUGUGUUUUCUGUGAACAAGUAUUUCGCAAGAAAAAGUUGAAUGCAUUUCAAUCGCGACUGCAUAUUGUCGAGACCUGCGACAAGUGUCCGAAAGAUAUCAGAGAUAAGGAAAACAUUUGGCGMCCGAAAUCGCGRAUCAAUAUUUGGCAACAUUUCAAUGUUACGGGUGUUGAAGGUAUCGAUUGGUGCGCUCUGUGUCGCUAUUGUGGCCACAAAUAUCAGCACAAAAAUGCAACAAAAGCCCGAAAACAUUUACUAUUCAAUUGUAGYUCAAUUCCCGACGAUAGCAAACAGUCGAUCAGGAAAAGCUAUUUGGCAAAGACGACAGCGGCUAAUGCGCUGCUGAAGACAACUGAAUCAUCGUUGAUGUCUGUGACCAACAACGAUGAUAACAUGGAUGACGAUAAUAACAUUAGUGGUAGUAGUGGCCAAACAAAAGAUCCAAAUGAAAUCCAUUGGACAGAUGGUUAUGUUGAUGUCAAUACUACUACUACUAACACCACCGCCGAUGAAAUGGAUGGCGAGUUGGUUACCGCUGAUAAUAGUGGUGGUGGUGUUGAUGAGGAUGAAACUCCAGACGAUUCCACCGAACGGCUACAACUAGUUCUACCRCCAGUUAGACACAAGUCGACUGUCGAUGUCUGGAUUCAUUAUAUGCUUUUGGGAAACAAAUGUUGUGUUUGUAAAUACUGUGGACACAAAUAUUAUACGAAAAAUGCUACCAAAUGUCGCACACAUUUGCUACAGAAUUGUCCGAAUAUCGAUAAAGACAUCAAACAGUCCAUCAUUGAUGAACACAUGAAAAAUGUGGAAAAGAAUGACAGUUGCUAUUUGUCGCCGAAAACCAAUAACAACAACAAGAAUACGGAUAGAGUGUUGUCGUCAUCGGGAGUUAAACCGAAAUCACGUGUUUGGGAUCACUUUAACGAAGAGUAUGACCAAAAGGGAACAAUUGUCCGCAGAUGUAAAUACUGUGACCGCGCGUUCACUGCAGGUGUCAAUCGUAACGCUACGAAAAUGCGCUAUCAUUUGGCACUGUAUUGUACGUCGAUCGACGAGCCGACCAAACAGUUGCUUAUUGGCGAUAAUAACGGCGUAUUUAUCCGUAAACCUGUUCGCCUGCCGGGCGGUGUCCGCCGACACAAGUCGUCRAACGGCGGUUCGAAAGUAUGGGACUGCUGUUGGCCCGGUUGUGACAAAAAGUUUUCCAAACAUUGCCAAAUGAUUACCCACCAUCGGGUGCACACUGGGGAACGGUAUCAUUGCGAUUGGCCAGGUUGUGAGUGGUCGGGCAAAUCGAAAAACUAUUUGAAUCUCCAUAAGUUUACUCAUUCCGGAGAAAAACCGUUUGUUUGUGAUUGGCCCGGAUGUGACUUCAAAUCCAGUCGACCCGCAAGUCUACGCAUACAUAAGAUGCGACACAAUAACGAAUUGAACUACCGGUGCGAUUGGCCAGACUGUACCCGUGUGUUUCUGACCAAUUCGCAGCUAAAAGUCCAUCGAUUGGUCCAUUCGGGCGAUCGGCCGCACGCCUGUCAACUGUGCGACAAACGUUACCCGACAUUCAAUAAACUAAAAGUACAUCAAAACAAACAGCACCCGAACCAGGAAACAGUUUAAUCAUAUMUAUAUAUAUUUAACAGUAAUUUUUAUUCAAAUAUUUUUUUUAAUAUACUAAUUAUGUAAUUAUAUAUUAGUAGUAGU
Messenger RNA from Oppia nitens, 1732 nucleotides. Its product is annotated as putative zinc finger protein 735. The transcript has 4 exons. Gene Ontology annotation, cellular component: nucleus. Gene Ontology annotation, biological process: regulation of transcription by RNA polymerase II. The record is from RefSeq and is a predicted model, not a curated record. Bases 395 to 1648 code for a protein of 417 amino acids. Gene Ontology annotation, molecular function: DNA-binding transcription factor activity, RNA polymerase II-specific; RNA polymerase II cis-regulatory region sequence-specific DNA binding. Lineage: Eukaryota; Metazoa; Arthropoda; Arachnida; Sarcoptiformes; Oppiidae.